Molecule: messenger RNA, 1392 nt
Organism: Armigeres subalbatus
Lineage: Eukaryota; Metazoa; Arthropoda; Insecta; Diptera; Culicidae
Exons: 2
Coding region: 1-1392 (463 amino acids)
Source: RefSeq, a predicted model, not a curated record
AUGGAAGCAGGUAUGUCCGAGUAUGCUGCUGAUGCUGACAACACAUCAUCGGAAUAUUUUUGCGAAUCCGAUGUGGAUAGUGAUACUGGUUCCAAUGAGAUCGACGACGAUAUAAACCUAGUUGAGGAUCUAAGAUGCUGGGCCCUGUCUUUCAACAUAAGACAUAUUGCAGUUAAGGAGCUACUAAAAAUACAGAACCGGCGACUAUCUAACACUCUUCCGCAAGAUCCACGAACUCUCCUUAAAACAACGCAGACGAUCUCACUAAUACCGGUUGGAGAUGGACAUUAUUGGCAUCACGGAUUUAAGUCUUGCAUUGAAAAAGUUUUCAGCGAGAUUAAGGAACCAGUAAACAUAUCAAUAAAGAUUAACAUGGAUGGACUUCCUGUCUACAAAAGUUCCAAGGACGAGUUUUGGCCAAUCCUUUUCAAUAUUGACGAGUUUCCCUACAUCAAACCAAUGGUGAUAGGCAUCUAUAGCGGAAAGCAUAAGCCCACGGAUUUAACAGCUUUCCUGGACCCGUUUGUCAACGAAAUGAUAGACGUCUGUAAAAACGGAAUUAUGAUCAACGGAUUCAUAAUCACUGUUUCCAUCCGCUGCUUUGUAUGUGAUUCGCCAGCUAGAGCAUUUAUCAAAGGUGUGGCAAACUUCAAUGCUCAGAAUGGUUGCCAGAAAUGCGUUUCCCGGGGAGAAUAUUCACAUGUUUCACAUACUAAUUUCUACCCACAAAGCAGUUGCCCAACCCGAACUGAUGAAGGGUUUCGGAACAAGGACUAUGGAUCGCACCAUAAAAGCGAUUCACCGUUGCUGAGACUUCCAAUCGACAUGAUUAAGGAUUUCCCUGUAGGCGAUUCACUUCAUCUGAUCGAUCUGGGCAUCAUGAAGAAACUCCUUCUUGGAUGGCGUGAUGGAAGUGUCGGAUCAUACAGAACCAAGUGGCCUGCUAGCAUUUCAACCGACAUUUCGAAGAAAUUGUUACAGCUCAGAAUGCCACUAGAGAUACACAGAUCAAUGCGAGGCCUAGACUGUCUUUCACAUUGGAAAGGUUCAGAGUUUCGUACAUUUCUACAUUAUGCAUCCAUCGUCAUCUUGAAACCUGUUUUGCCUCCGCAUGUCUAUGAACAUUUUUUAGUAUUCUUUUGUGCUAUUACAAUUUGUUCGUCAGAUAUGUAUUCUUCUAUGCUCGAGUUGGCUCACCAAUUGUUAACACACUUUGUUGACAUGUUCAAAAGCAUCUACGGUGAAGAUUACGUAACUAGUAAUUUUCAUAACUUGAUGCAUUUGAUCGAAGAUGUUAAACGAUUCGGCCCAUUGCAUAAGUUUAAUGCAUAUCCGUUCGAAAGUAAACUAUUUGAAAUAAAAAUCUCAUUCGAACUGGCAGUAAACCAUUAG